Molecule: messenger RNA, 1659 nt
Organism: Mercenaria mercenaria
Lineage: Eukaryota; Metazoa; Mollusca; Bivalvia; Venerida; Veneridae
Product: 17-beta-hydroxysteroid dehydrogenase 14-like
Exons: 10
Coding region: 268-1041 (257 amino acids)
Biological process (GO): steroid catabolic process
Cellular component (GO): cytosol
Molecular function (GO): estradiol 17-beta-dehydrogenase [NAD(P)+] activity
Source: RefSeq, a predicted model, not a curated record
CUAGCGCUUUUUACCGAUAACUACUUAAGCUUUAAAGGCGUUAUGUUAUUUUGGUCGAGUAAGUGACCUAAUAACUGUUUAAAAGCUUCAUGCACACUUGCACACAAUUCUCUUCAUCAUAUCUAGGUUACGACGGCGAGUUAUUUUACAUAGUUGAGAAAUAAAUGUUUAUGUCAACUUCCUAACAAGGUCGUGAUUGUUUGCGAAUAUUAAAACUGUUUGAAUACUUCUGCAUGACAUUUGUAAAGAUCUGAAACCAGCAAAGUCAUGGCAAGCGGACUGCGUUUUAAAGACAAGGUUGCUAUAAUAACGGGCGGUUGUAGCGGUAUCGGUGAAGGAUGUGUAGAAGUAUUUGCUGAGAAUGGUGGAACUGUGGUGGUCUUUGAUAUCAAUGAUGAGGUAGGGAAUUCGCUAAGUAUUCCUGGGCCUGGGAAAAUAGUUUACAUACAUUGUGACGUCACAGACGAACAACAAAUAAAGAAAUCAAUUGAAAGCACAGUUGCAAAGUUUGGCGGUAUCGAUUGUCUUGUGAACGAUGUUGGACAUGAUCACGGUACUCACACCAUAGACGAGCUGACUGUAGAAAGUUUUAGGCAAAUACUGGAUGUAAAUGUCGUUAGCAUGUUUGCGAUGAGUAAGUAUGCGUUGCCACAUCUACGAAAAUCCAGAGGGAGCAUAGUGAAUAUUUCAAGUCUUGGCGGAACAAAUGCGCAAGCAAAGAAAUCAACAUACUGCUCUUCAAAGGGUGCUGUUAUAUCCCUGUCAAAGGCUCUGGCCAUUGACGAGGCCAAAAACGGAGUAAGAGUGAAUACCGUGUGUCCUGGCCCAAUAAAUACACCAUUAAUGCGAGCUUGGCUCGAAAAUGAUGAUGAAACACGUAAACAGGUGGAAAGUUGGACGCAACUGGGAAGAUUUGGAGAGCCGCGCGAAAUAGGCCUAGCAUGUCUAUUUUUAGCAACAGAAGCUACUUUCACGACUGGUACGGAACUCAUGUGCACCGGCGGAUGUGAAAUUGGAUAUGGUAUCAAAGCGGACUUUUGACAUGAUUAUACAGUCGUAAUUACUGUAGUAUAAUUGAUACUGAAUUGAAUUAAGCAACGGAGCUAGUUUCGGACAUCACACAGACAACCUGCUAAAGAAGUUAAAAUUUAGAGUGAUCACUCCAGCAGUCAGCUUUCAAAAUAAAUAGACAUUGCUUAGAUUCUUUUAUUUGUUAGCAUUAUAUAUAUAAGAGAACAAUAGACUUCAUAGUUCAUAUUUUAGAUAAACUUUCUUUCUGUUUCGGUUAUGGGUAAGAUACAUUUGUACUUUGUUUCCCAUUUUUACGGCUUUCUAAAAUGAAUUUUUUGUUACAAAGGUAAUCGAGAGGGAAAAAUUUCAAAACGUAUACGAGUAUUAUUCUUUAUAAAAUGCUGGGUAUAUGUUCUUUUUCUUCAAGUAAGUCCAUGUAUAUGAGUUGCUCGCUUUAUGUGAGUCAAAACGUAUAAAAAUAAGAAUUUAGAUUUUUCAAAUCAAAACUUUAGUUUUAUAACUACGACAUUUGAUUUUUUACGUACACAUAUUUGCAUGUAUACAGCAUAACUAUUUGAAAACUACUAUGUUCUGAAGAUAUGAAAAUUUGGAGCUAAUUUUAAAAAAAAUAAAUAAAGCAAGAAAAUA